Molecule: messenger RNA, 9015 nt
Organism: Acanthopagrus latus (yellowfin seabream)
Lineage: Eukaryota; Metazoa; Chordata; Actinopteri; Spariformes; Sparidae
Gene: vwf
Product: von Willebrand factor
Exons: 54
Coding region: 257-8857 (2866 amino acids)
Biological process (GO): cell-substrate adhesion; blood coagulation
Cellular component (GO): extracellular matrix
Molecular function (GO): protein binding
Source: RefSeq, a predicted model, not a curated record
GUGGAGUGUGUCAGUGAAGAUGAGCUGUCUUUCUUUGCCCAGCUAAGUGGUGCCAGACCUGUCUCAGACUGCUGGAUGGUUGAACCAGACAACGUUGCUACACUGACCUUUUGCCGACCAAUACUACUGGGAGCCCAUAGGUAUGUCCAUGUGGCUUUUAAUGAUUUGGAGGAAAGGCUCACAGUCAAACCCUGCAGUCUGAUCAUUUGUGGUCCAGGGGAAAGUCAAACUGACCAGUGUGCAAGUGCUUUUCAAGAUGCCAUCCGCAUGCUACUUUCAACGUGGGAACCCAUGGGUGUGUGUGGGGAGGUAUUUUCGAGAAAUCUGGCUUCUUCUGCAUCUGACCGCUUGCGUGGCAGGUCUGACAGGGAGAUGCAGUCUGUUCGGACGACACCACGUUCACACUUUUGACGGUGUUUUGUACGAGUUUCCUGGAGACUGCAGCUACCUACUGGCUGGAGACUGCAACCAUCGCUCCUUCACACUGCUGGGAGAUUUUGUUGGUGGCAAAAGAACUGGAGUCACUCUGUUUCUGGGGGACGCCUUUGAGCUGCACCUGUCUGUCGACGGACGGCUCUCACAGGGAGAAAAAAGAUUGUCCCUGCCCUAUGCAUCUCACACCGUGUUUGUGGGCUCAGAGCUCGGCUUCUAUAAACUUUGGAGCGAGGAGUUCGGCUUCACCGUUACCAUCGACAGUGCAGCCAGCAUCGCCGUGACGCUCACCAAACACCAUGCCAACCGCACCUGUGGCCUCUGCGGCAACUUCAACUCUGAAACAGCUGAUGAAUACACCGCUCAAGAAGGAUUCCUAACAGAGGAUAGUUAUGACUUUGCAAACUCAUGGGCGGUGAAGGGAGCCGGUCAGUCAUGUCGACGCAUGUCCAACCCCGGCCAGUCCUGUAACAGCUCCAAAGAGACUUCAGCGAUUUUGUCCAGCUGCAACGUGUUGCAGACGUCCAGCGUGUUCCUGCACUGUGCCCACCUGGUCUCUCCAGAGGCGUUUCAGAUGCUUUGUCAGGAGGAGGCGUGUCACUGCGACCACAGGGACAAGGAAGACUGCUACUGUCCAAUCCUGUUGGAGUAUGCUCGCACGUGUCGUGCGCACGGGAUACCUCUUCAUGGCUGGCUGGAGGACAGCCAGUGCUUCCCAAAGUGUCCGAUUGGGAUGCAGUACAGCGAAUGCACCAAGUCCUGCUCUACAACCUGCCAUAGUCUCAACAUCCAGGAGGUCUGCAAGGAGGAGUGUGUGGAUGGCUGUACAUGCCCUGUGGGUAAGGUUCUGGACGGUAAUCGUUGUGUGGAAGUGUCUCAGUGUUCCUGUGUGCACAUGGGGCGACAUUUCCCCCCUGGAUCCACUAUCUCACAGGACUGCAACAGCUGCGUGUGCCGUCACGGUUCCUGGGAGUGCACCAAUGAAGGCUGUCCCGGUGAGUGCUUGGUGGUGGGCCAGUCUCACUUCAAGACCUUUGACAACAAGUUCUUCACCUUCACCGGUCGCUGUCAGUAUCUGCUCGCUAGAGACUGCACAGACAGCGGGUUUUCUGUCAUAAUUGAGAACGUUCAGUGUGCAGAUGAUCAGGAUGCUGUGUGCACACGCUCAGUGACGCUCAGCCUGCCCUCUCUGGAGGACAUGACAGUGAAGCUGAAGCAUGGAGGAGUUGUCUCUGUAAACAGCAUGGAUAUCCAGACUCCAAUGCACCACGGCCGUCUUCAUAUCCAGAGAUCUGUCCAGUCGUCCGUACGAGUGAAGUUUGGGGACGACCUUCGUCUGGACUGGGAUGGACGGGGUCGUGUGCUUUUAAAGCUGGGACCACAUUGGGCAGGGCGGACUUGUGGUCUCUGUGGUAACUACAAUGGUAACCAAGGGGAUGACUUCCUGUCUGGAUCUGGCCUGGUUGAGGCAAGUCCUGAGUCAUUCGGCCAGUCGUGGAGGAUCAACGGAGACUGUUUAUCCACCCACAAACACGUGAUUGAUCCGUGUGCCAUUAAUCCCAAACGAGUGAGGUUUGCAGAAGAGGCGUGUUCAGUCAUUAUGUCGGACGUGUUCAGUCCGUGCCACUUCAUGGUGAACCCGGGCCCGUUCCAGCGGUUCUGUCGCUAUGAUGUGUGUGCAUGUGUGGAUGGCGAGGAGUGCCUCUGCUCUGCUCUGGCUGCCUACUCAGCGGCCUGCGCUGCCAGAGGAGUGCUGCUCAACUGGAGGUCCCCCUCACUCUGCGCGCUGAAGUGCACUGGCGGUCAGGUGUAUGAGGCCUGUGGGAGUAUGUGUGACCGGACGUGCCGCGCUCUGUCUGGGGCGGAGGCAGGCUGUGAGGGGGAGAGGGUGUGUGAGGAGGGCUGCUUUUGCCCUGCUGGGAAGUACCUGAGCGACUCGGGAGAGUGUGUGACGGCCGACCUGUGCACCUGCCUGCACGAUGGACAGGUCUACCAGCCUAAUGACGUCUACGCAGAUCACAACAGCAUCUGCAACUGUGAGAAUGGCAACAUGCACUGUAGCUCCAAUGAGGAGAGCACUUUACUGUCUGACCUCUUCUAUGACGACGACUUGGCACCAUCCAGAGAGCGACGGUCAGCCCAGUGCCCUCCUCCACUGAUCCGUGCAGACUGUGAUGCAGGACAAAAAGGCCUUGAGUGUGCCAGAACCUGCCAGAAUCUGGAUCUGCCCUGUGUCAGUCUCGCCUGCAUUCCCGGCUGCCUCUGUCCACCAGGCACAGUACGUCACCGCAGAGACUGCAUUGCACCGGAACAGUGUCCCUGUUACCAUAACAACAGGCCAUAUGCAUCAGGACAGACCAUCUCCGUGGACUGCAACACCUGUGUGUGCAAGAACAGGAAGUGGCGUUGCACAGAGAAAGUGUGCGAUGGUGUGUGCCGCACGGUGGGGGAGGGGCAUUACAUCACUUUUGAUGACCUCAAAUACUCCUUCCCUGGCCUCUGCCAAUAUGUCCUGGUCCAGGAUAUGUGUAACGGAGAAGAGGGUUCAUUCAGAGUGCUGGUAGAGAACGAGGCCUGUGGAAUUGUGGGACAUCGCUGUGCAAAAGCUGUCACGAUCUUCUACCAGGGAGGGUUGAUUGUAAUGCAAGACGGAGAGGUGAAGAUGAAGAGGCCGGUGCUGCAGGGCUCACAGGUGGAGAUUGUGCGCUCGGGUCAGUUUUACACACUGCUGCUGGGGAAACACAUCUCCCUCAGCUGGGACAAGGGAACUCGCCUCCUGGUCCACAUCUCAGCUGCAUACAGAGGUCGGGUGUGCGGCCUGUGUGGUAACUUUGAUGGGAACGUCAACAACGACUUGGUGAGCAGUAACAACCAGCUGGAGGUGGACUCAUCACACUUUGGGAACUCCUGGAAGGUUGCUCCCAGCUGUGCUGAUGUAACACAGAUACCUGCUCCUUGCAGCGACAACAUUGUCAAGCUGGUAACAGUGGAGCAGUCGUGUCGUCUGCUCACCGGCCCGCUCUUUAAAGAAUGCAACAGCCAGGUGGAUCCCGAGCCGUACGUAGAGAUGUGUGUGGAGGCAGCCUGCUCUUGUCCAUCAGUGGGUGACUGUGCGUGUUUCUGUGAUGUCAUCGCUGCUUACGCACAGGCCUGUUCAGAGGGGGGUGUAUCCAUCAGCUGGAGAUCCAAUGAUCUUUGCCCCGUGAGCUGUGAGGAGCUGAACCCCAGGAUCUCAGGUGGAGGGGAGGAGUUAUGCCAGUGGAGGUAUAAUACUUGUGGCCCAGCCUGUCCGAUCACCUGCCAGCACCCAGAUCCCCUCCACUGUUCGCUCUCAUGUGUAGAAGGAUGCCAUGCCUACUGCCCCCCAGGCCAACUGCUGGACGAGGUGGCCAUGCGUUGUGUAGAUCCCUCUCAGUGUCAGGUGUGUAUCCAUGAGGGUCAGAGGAUCUCUCACGGCAACAAGGUCACCCUGAACCAUGACGACCCCGAACACUGCAAGAUAUGCCACUGUGACAACAACACUCUGAGCUGCGAAGUUUGUACCUCCCUCACCGCGUUCACCACUCCCACACCGACACCGACCUACGGCACCUUCACGACCCUGCCCUUCACCACUUUGAUGCCUGAGGGAACGUGUGACCGCGCCAUGGAUCUGGCGUUCCUGUUGGAUGGUUCUGAAGCCCUGAGCGAAGAAGAAUUCCAGGCUACCAAAGAGUUUAUACUGGGUGUGGUGGAACGAUUCCGCAUGGGAUCAGCUCACACUCGAGCCACUGUGCUGCUUUACCACUCUGGAGUCAAAACAUAUGACCUGCAGGUUCAGAAGUGGCUGUUUAAGAAGACUGUGCGUGAGCUGCAUUACACAGGAGGAGAUGCAGCCUUCUUGGAUGAGGCUGUCAAGUAUCUGGUCAUCAACAUCUAUGACAAGAACAAGCGUGAGAAUGCCGGCCGUGUCGCCAUCAUCUUGACUGCUAGCGCCAACCCUCGCUCCGUCCGUGCCAUGACAAAGAUGCUCCGCAAGAAAGCCAUCACCACCCUCACAGUAGCGCUGGGUCCCGGGGUAAACAUGGCGCAGAUCAAUGACAUCACCAAGGUGAAUCCAGAGAACAGGGCGUACGUGCUGAGCAGCACAGCUGAGCUGCCGGAUCGUCUUUUAGACCUGACAGAUUACCUCUGCACCUUGGGGAUGGAGCCAGAGGUGCCGAAACCUCCAACACCAAAGACCACUCCAGCUGAAGUUCGCAAAGGCACGACCACCACAACCGUGGCUCCUCGUCUGGAGCCCAACCCAACACAACACCUCCCCAACAUCCCUACAACCACCGCACCCUCCGGACUGUCUUCCAUCACCACAUUGUCACCUUCCAGCUCUCCAGCCAGAGAUGUGACAUUCAUCCUGGAAGGCUCUGAUUCAGUCGGCGAGGUCAACUUUAACAAGUCACUCGUCUUCUUGGAGGAGGUUAUCUCACAGCUGACGGAGGAGGAGGAGGAGCACAUUCGCAUCACCGUGAUCCAGUACUCGGUAACAGUCACUGUGGAGAUCACCAGGUGGGAGCUGAGGUGGCAGAGGGACCUGCUGAUGCAGCGGCUGAGGGAGAUUCGAUGGAAGGGCGGCAGUAAGACGAACACAGGCGCAGCUGUCACUACGUUUCAGGAGAUGACCACGGUCCAGCCCUCACGCAGCCCCACGCCUCCUCAGCUGGUCUUCCUCGUGACAGAAAACCCACCUACUGACACAGUGACACGUCCGCCAUCCACCAGCACCCAGACACAGGUGUAUCCCAUUGGUGUUGGACCAAAAGUACGCGAUGUUGACUUGCUACCAUUCAGCUCCCCUCAGCGCCCGAUGAUGGUCGAUGACUACAACCAUCUGACGAGCCUGGUCCACCGUAUUGUCAAUAUCACCCACACCAAAGUCAGGCCCCGCUCUCCCACACUGCCACCACUGGUCCUCCCAACGCUUGCCAGCCUGCCACCCUCAGUGCCGUGUAAGAAGCCUGUGGAUGUGUUGUUCCUGCUGAAGGCUGGAGAGCAGAUUGAGGACAUGAAGACGUUUGUGAAAGCUUUCAUCAAUAAUGCUGAUAUAGUGCUGAAUGGCACUCUGGUGAGUGUGCUUCAGUAUGGAGAGACCAACACAGCAGAGUUCACCUGGAAGGAUGAACAGAGCAAAUCUCACCUCCUGAACCUGGUGGGGCGCAUACCAAGCAGGACCGCCGCUGCCCCUGCCCCUGCACUAGGCUCUGCGCUGCGGUUUGCUGUGCAGACGGCCAUCUCACCGGUCAGUGGUGGAAGAGUCGGUGUCCCAAAGGCUGUGGUGAUGCUGGUGACUGACAAAUCAGCUGACGAUGUCAAAGAAGCAGCUAAUGAGGCGCUGGCCGCAGGUGUGGCAGUGUUCCCCAUCGGAGUGGGACCAGGCUAUGACAGGAGUGAGCUCAGCCUGCUUGGACAACAUGGCAACCAAGACAACACCCUGCACCUGAACAGCAUGGAUCAGUUGCUGAUGUUGCUGACUCUGGAUCAUGGUUACACAGAGAGGAUAUGCAGAGCCGGUCCACCGGGAGUGUGUGUUGACGACAACGGAAAUGAGAGAAAGCCGGGUGAGUCAUGGAUGAUGGAGGACGGCUGUCACUCUGUCCUGUGCCACCCCAGUGGGGCAGUGACCGUGCUGAACCACAAAGUCAGCUGUGACAGACUGGAGCCGCCAGCCUGCAGCAACAACAUGCCACCCGUCAGAGUGGAGGAGACCUGCGGCUGUCACUGGGAAUGCCCUUGCAUGUGUAUGGGCAGCUCCACCAAUCACGUGGUGAGGUUUGACGGCUUGGCGCUUAGGCUGGACGGGGAGGGUUUGUGCACCUACACGCUUCUCGCUGAAGGCAGAAGCACCAGUCAGGGGUCAGAGGUCAGACUCCACACCGGACCGUGUCAGGACUCUGCGAAUUACAACCAAGUCUGCAUGAAAGCCAUGGAGGUGAUCCACGGGCCGCAUACACUGCUGCUGAAGGAUGAUAUGACGGCAGUGAUCGAUAAGGAAGACCUGGCGCUGCCGUGGCGGUACGCUGGCCUAGAGCUGGUGCGUUAUGGAGGUGUGAUGCUGCAGCUCAGGUCAGACCAUGGCUAUGUCGUGACUUUUACUCCUCAGAGCAAUGAGUUCACCAUCACACUGUCCAGCUCCACCAACACUGGCCUCACUGCUGGACUCUGCGGUGCCUGUGGGGAGGAGAAACUCAACGUCCUUUCUUUGCGUAAUGGCAACUCAACCACAGACCAGACAGCCUUCAUCUCAGACUGGACCAUAGCUGCAGAUGGGGGUGUGUGUCUGCCGAAGCGGAGGGCAGUGUGUGCGACCGGAGCAGCGAUGGGAUGUCAGGCCCUACGCUCUGAAGUGUUUGAACCGUGCCACGCGCACAUUCCCGUCCAGGUGUUCCUCGCCAAGUGUGAGGAGCAGACAUGCGAGGAGUCGGACGUGUGCGAGCUCAUUUCUGCCUACGCGCGCCUCUGUAGACAGAGAGGUGUGUGCGUGGACUGGAGGAGCCCCCACCUCUGCCCGUUGCAGUGCCCCAGCUCCAUGGAGUAUGACGCCUGUCGGACAGGUUGUGUAGAUGACUGUGGCAGCACACAGACGUUGCCAGGCGACUGGUCGGUUGCCAGGGGUAACGAGUCAGCCUGUAUGGACACACCUACUGAGGGCUGUUUCUGUACUGGGGGGACGGUUUUGCAUCACGGACAGUGUGUGCCGCCGGAAGCAUGCCGACAGUGUGUCGACCGACGCGGGCGCACAUAUACGUACAUGCAGAGCUGGGUACCAGACGACAACCCGUGUUCGAUCUGCAUGUGCUUGGACCAGCAACACAUCAACUGCACCACCCGGCCUUGCAACGACGUCAGAGCUCCGGUGUGUGGACCCUGUGAGAUCCGGAGGGAGAAGAGAGAGUCUAAGUGCUGCCCAGAGUACGAGUGCGUGUGUGAUCUGGUGAGCUGUGAUCUGCCUGACGUGCCCCGCUGUGAGGACGGUCAGGUUGUGGUCCUGAAAAACCCAGGGGAAUGUCAGCCUGUACACGAGUGCGUCUGCAAAAAGGAAGAGUGCGCCCUUCAACCUACCCCCGAUUGUCCCCCACACCGCCAGGUGUCGGUGAAAACGACAAAGUGCUGCGACGUGUUUGAAUGUGCGUGCAACUGCCAGAACUCCACACACACCUGCCCUGCUGGCUUCAUCACGUCCUCCUCUACUAACGACUGUGGCUGCACCGAAACCACCUGCCUGCCAGAUGCGGUGUGUGUGGUCGGCGGCGUGGUUCACCCAGUGGGGAGCGAAUGGGAGGACGGCUGCGAGAAGUGCAGCUGCACCCAGCUACUGGAUAAAGACACAUCGCUUCACAUUGCUCAGUGUACCCCACCUGUGUGUGAUCGAAGCUGCCCAAUGGGCUCAACAUACACUGCAUCAAAAGGAGAGUGCUGUGGGAAGUGUACACCGACCAGCUGUGUGGAGUCAGAGGGAGUGAUGCGAGGAGACACAAUGACUGGAGGAAGCCUCAGAAAUGUCGGAGAGGUUUGGCAGUCUCCAGAUGAUAAAUGUGUGUUAAAAAGGUGUCUGAAAGUGAGAGAAGAGGUGUUCAUCUCUGCAACAAACGUCAGCUGCUUAGCUAUGGACGCUCCGUCCUGCCCAUUGGGAACCGAGCUGCGCUGCGACACACAGGAUUGCUGCCCGCGCUGCCACUGCGCUCCUAUGAAUGCCUGUGUCCUCAACCACACUGUGAUAGGAGCAGGGGAGAGGAUGAUGGUGGAUGUGUGUACACACUGUGAGUGUACGGUGGAGGAAGGGGCUGUGAGUAAAUACAGACUGUCCUGCAGGAGAAUCAGCUGUCCCACUUGCCCCAUGGGAUACACUCUGCAUAAGGAGGAAGAUGCUUGCUGUGGUCGAUGUGUCGCCACUGCCUGCUUCAUACAAAGGCCAGAUGGACAACUAAUCAGUCUGGAGGUGAACACCACUAGCCAGGAAGGUUGCAACUCGUACACCUGUGGCGUGAACAGUAAAGGAGAUCUUGUCCUGCAGACCAAAGUGACCACCUGCCCUCCUUUUGACCGCCAGGCGUGUCUGAACGAAGGGGGGAAAGUCAGCCAGAUUGGAACAACCUGCUGCGAGAUGUGUACCGAGCCACAGUGUCGGAGGACAGCGGGAACACUGAACUACAUCAGAGUGGAUGACUGCCAAUCAGAGCAGCAGAUAGAAUUGCAGUACUGUGAGGGCAAAUGUCGCAGUAAGUCCAUGUACUCCCUGGAGAGGGCGGCUGUGGAGCAGGAGUGUGUGUGCUGUUCUGCUGUGGAGACGGAGCCGCUGAGCGUCCCGGUCCUGUGUGCCAACGGCACUCGUAGCCACCACACCAUCCUGUCUGUCACUGCGUGCGACUGUCUGUCCAAACACUGCACCUAGAGCGAGAGAGAGAGAGAGAGAGUUUAUAAUUGUAGAUGGUAUGUGUGUAUCCAAGUCAAAUAUAUCAAUAUACAAAACAAUGUAAGUGGCUACAAUGACUCACAUUUUAACCAGUAACAACACAAUUAACAAUAAAACAAACCUGUUAGUUUCUAUAA